Haliotis rufescens (red abalone) is the source of this 1353-nucleotide messenger RNA. RefSeq lists its product as uncharacterized. The record is from RefSeq and is a predicted model, not a curated record. Bases 11 to 1009 code for a protein of 332 amino acids. The transcript has 6 exons. Lineage: Eukaryota; Metazoa; Mollusca; Gastropoda; Lepetellida; Haliotidae.
AUUGUCUACAAUGCUGCUCAUCUCUCUGUUCGUGGUUGUGUUGGGGGUUGCUGAGAUACAUGGUGCUGUGAUCCCCGUCGUCGGGUCACAGGUCUCUUCCUCCUCAGUCUUCACCUUCGGCUCCACGAACUACGGUCCACAGUUUGCCGUAGAUGGCGGAUUUGGCACCAACUUCGUCGUUGACAACACUACGUUUGCAACUGCUACCUCAGACGCAACGCCCUACAUGGACAUCGACCUCGGCAGCAACUUCCUCCUCAUCUCCAUCACCAUCACCAACAGGGGUGACUGCUGUUCUGAACGUCUCCGAAACAUCAGAGUCGAGGUGUACAAUAACAACCCAACUCUCGGAGGAACGCCUCAAGUCUGCACUACAAUCGGCAGCACCGCCCCAGCCGCCAGCUCCACCACCACGUUCACCUGCUCAGCCAUAGCUUUCGGAAGGUACAUCCGUCUGAACAAGUUCAGCAAGGUCGACGCUAAUGACGUCCUUCAGUUAGUAGAGGUUGUCCUUGAUGGCGUCCAGCUAAUUUCUGUGAUCCCCGUCCAUGGGUCCCAGGUCUCUUCCUCCUCAGUCUUCACUUUCGGCUCCACGAACUACGGUCCACAGUUUGCCGUGGACGGAGGAUUUGGAACCGAUUUCGUCGUUGACAACACUACGUUUGCAACGGCUGUUGGAGACACAACGCCCUACAUGGACAUCGACCUGGGCAGCAACGUCCUCCUCCGCUCCGUUACCAUCACCAACAGGGGUGAUUGCUGUUCCGAGCGUCUUCGAAACAUCAUCAUCGAGGUGUAUGACAAGAACCCAACUCUUGGAGGAACGCCUCAAGUGUGCACCACAAUCGGCAGCACCGCCCCCGCCGCCGGGUCGACCACGACCUUCAGCUGCUCGGGGAUGCCAAUCGGAAGGUACAUUCGUCUUAACAAGAACACCAAGGUCGACGCUACUGAUAUCCUUCAGUUAGUAGAGGUGGUCCUAGAUGGCGUCCAGCAACACUGUUCUUGACACCACUUCCAGCUGGACGAAAACUGUUUCUACUUCUCUGGAUUCCAAAUAACCUAUGCACAAGCCAAGGUAAACAUCAACAUCGCAUCCACGUGGAAUAUUAAUUACAUUUUAUAUUAACAAUGUAUUUUUACACGUACAAUUUCCCUUGGCCAUGCUAGCAUUACGUGGUCGUGAGUGAACAUCUCAGAUAAUGAACCGUUCUCAUGAGUUUACAAUAUGUAAACGACUAAAACCUUUCCUCUCAUGAGCUAAACCUAACUCGCUCACACAAUGGAAACAAUCGUUGUGUUACACCUACCUCCUAUUAUAGCGAUGUACUUGUAAAUAAAGAGUUUGCAAUA